GGGGCCGUGCUCGGUCUGAGAGAGGCUUGGACUCGGCAUCAUUAAUACUCUCUUGCAAGGGUUCUCGCCCAUUCGUCCACCGCAGCCCCAGCACCCAGAGGGUGUGCAGCUAUGCCAGUGUCCGGAACGUUUUCUCCCAGAGUCCCAGUCUAGCGAUUUUUGUUUUCGCAGUCAGGUCGCGUCACUUCUAACCCGCAGCCCUCCCUUCUCCCUUCUGCCCUCUAACAUGCCACCCACCACGCACGACAACACGAUCGCGAAACCACCCACCAAACCCUCUGCUACAGCCGAACACCCCCCGCUUCAGAAGCCUGAUCCUACACUCGAGUCCAACAAUGCCCGAGAAGGAAGACUCCCCUCCACCGCCUCCUCCCGCGCCCCCGAAUUCACCAGUCCUGCGAUAAGCUCCGAGCUGAACCUUCUCACGACAAGGCUGAGAGGCUCGCUGCGUCAGUUUGAGGACUUCCCCUCCCCUGGGAUCAUAUUCGAAGACAUAUUCCCGAUCUUUGCGGAUUGUGCGCUGCACGGGACGCUGAUACGGGCCCUGGAGCUGCAUGUGUUGCAGGCCUACGAACAGCCCCCCGAUGUCGUGGUGGGCUUGGAUGCUCGCGGCUUUCUCUUUGGCCCGAGCCUAGCUCUCCGACUCGGCGCGGGAUUUGUUCCCGUGAGGAAGAGAGGCAAGUUGCCUGGAAAAUGCGAGACGGCCAGCUUUGUCAAGGAAUACGGCGAAGAUUAUUUUCAGAUGCAGAGCGACGCGGUGAAAAGGGGACAGAAGGUCCUAGUGGUGGACGACAUCAUUGCUACAGGCGGCUCAGCGGCAGCAGCAGGGUCGCUGGUGAAGAAGCUUGGAGGCGAGUUGCUUGGCUACGUCUUCAUUCUUGAAUUGGACUUCCUGCAGGGACGCGCAAAGCUUGAUGCGCCCGUGUAUACGCUUUUGUCAAGCCAGGCGAAGUCAUGAUCCUCCUGCUCGACACCUAGGGUUAUUCUGCAUGGGAAAGGCGCUUUGGUUUCUCACGGGGCACAUAUUGCAUAAUACCUCGGGCUCCGCAGCCCUUACACUGACGGAUCCGGCAACAUGAUAUUCUCACCUCUAACGUGGCAUUCACGAAGGCUAAAUAGACAGGCGACUGAGUGUUUCAGACUCGAAUAUAAUGCUUUGAUCGCUGCGAUGCUACGGCCAAAAAUUUUGGGGGGCCCUAGCCCUGCCCCUCCAUCCACAAUCACGCCAACUAAGGCCCAGUAGCUCCGAAAGACGGCAGCCGGCCACCCCCACCUUCCCAGUCCAGGGUUGCGACCGCCCGAUUCGGCAUGCGUCAGGGCCUAUGGUGAACCUCCCGACGAUAGCCUCUGCGGAUUUUCACGCGUUCAUGCCCGGCUCACCAUACAGUAAAUUGCGCGCUCUUCC
Molecule: messenger RNA, 1405 nt
Organism: Lindgomyces ingoldianus
Lineage: Eukaryota; Fungi; Ascomycota; Dothideomycetes; Pleosporales; Lindgomycetaceae
Product: adenine phosphoribosyltransferase
Exons: 2
Coding region: 227-958 (243 amino acids)
Biological process (GO): AMP salvage; adenine salvage
Cellular component (GO): cytoplasm
Molecular function (GO): adenine binding; adenine phosphoribosyltransferase activity; AMP binding
Source: RefSeq, a predicted model, not a curated record